AUGUUCGAGCGUACUACAGCAAUUCUGAGUGCGAACAAUAUCAGUAAAAAUUCAUUACAAAUUCAAUUUGUUGCAUAUCGAAACUAUAAUAGUACAGAAGAUAAGAUUCUUCAAAGUUCUCGUUGGGAAAGCAAAGGUGCUAAUUUACGUGCAUUCAUGAAUACUAUCAAUAGUGAAGGAGAUUGGGGUAAUGAAGCUAUUGAAAUUGGUCUAUGGCAUAUUAAUAGAGAAAAUGAGAGAGAAGAUAUCACACAAGUUAUUUUGAUUGGUGAUGCACCACCAAAUACAAAAUCUGAAGUAAAACAGAAGAGAAAUCGUCGCGGAGAAGCAUAUUGGAAGCAAACAAAAUUUGCACAGGCAACUUAUUAUGAAGAUGAAUUAGCGAAGUUAAUAUCGAAAAGUAUUCCAGUACAUACUUUUUUUGUCGACAAUCGUGCAGAAGUCAUAUUUAAAGAAAUUGCUCAGCGAACAGGAGGAAAAUGUGAACGAUUAGAUAUAAAUUCUCCAUUAGGUGCAGAAAUGUUGACAAAGUUAGUAACAGAACCGAUUCUAAAUGUUCAUAGAAAUAAAAAAGGGAAUACUCUUAUUGAAACAUAUCAGUACAAGUUUGAAAAGUCCUAUGCAUAG
This is a messenger RNA of Rotaria sordida, 627 nucleotides long. The record is from the annotation of a GenBank genome assembly. Lineage: Eukaryota; Metazoa; Rotifera; Eurotatoria; Philodinida; Philodinidae.